Saccoglossus kowalevskii is the source of this 1200-nucleotide messenger RNA. RefSeq lists its product as uncharacterized. The record is from RefSeq and is a predicted model, not a curated record. NCBI's taxonomy places the organism in Eukaryota, Metazoa, Hemichordata, Enteropneusta, Harrimaniidae.
AUGAUACCUGAAAAGGUUGAAGCACUCUUGCAGGCAAAACGCCCAUGUACAAUAAAACAAGUCCGAUCAUUUCUGGGUAUGGCUGGGUAUUACCAAAAAUUUGUACCUAAUUUUUCCACUAUAGCAGCCCCCCUGAGUGAUCUAACAAGAAAGGGACAGCCUAAAAAGGUGAAUUGGGGUGAGCCGCAGCAAAAAUCUUUUGAUGAUUUGAAGGAAAUGUUGAGUAGACAACCUGUGCUGAGUUUACCAAAUUUUGCGGAACCAUUCAUAAUACGCACAGACGCGUCUAACUGCGGACUAGAAGCAGUUUUAUUGCAAAAUAAAGGUGACCAUGCAUUUCCUAUUGCCUAUGCAAGUAGAAAAUUAUUGGAUAGGGUAACCUCUUAUUCAGUCAUUGAAAAGGAAUGCCUUGCACUUGUGUGGGGAAUACAUAAAUUUCAGAGAUACUUGCAUGGACGGGAAUUUGUGAUUGAAACAGAUCACCAACCGUUAAUAUAUUUGAACCGUGCCAAAGUUUUGAAUGGCAGAUUAAUGCGCUGGGCUCUUUCCCUACAACCUUAUAAUUAUAGAAUAGUAGCUAUAAAAGGGUCUCAUAAUAUUGGUGCUGAUUAUUUAAGUCGCAGCACUGGUGUAAAAAAAUACGAGUUGAGAUCGGAAGAGCCUGUGAAUAAACAUAUGGGCGUAUUGGAGUGUGUUGGUGUUGGAUUAAUCGAUGGUCACGAGUUGGACGAUUCGUGGGCAGACGAUCCAAGUCGAGAGACUGCCGACUUAGUAGAAACCAUUACUAUUGCAGGUAAGGAAAGCAUUAAAGAUGUGCACAUCUGGGAAGGGUUUGACGACGAACAAGCGAAGGUAGUUAGCAUGCUACUUGUGAAAUUUGCUGACACUUUGUCGGAUAUUCCUGGUAAAUGUAGAGUAGGGCAACAUAAUAUUCAUUUGACCUCCGAUGUGCCAAUCAGAUCACGUCCAUAUCCCCUGCCAUAUGCCUUGGAGAAGACAGUAAGGGAUGAAAUCCAAACGAUGUUGAAAAUUGGGGUCAUUGAACAAUCAAACUCCCCAUAUUGCUCCCCAAUCGUACUCAUUAAGAAAAAGGAUGACGCAAUUAGGUUCUGUAUCGAUUUUCGGAAGUUGAACAAGAUUACCAUUUUCGAUGCAGAACCUAUUGCCAAAUCCCGAGGAAAUGUUUGCCCAAUUGGCUAA